AUUAAAAAUUCAUUUCUUUCUUUUCGUUUCUUUUUAAUUUUAGAAUGUGGACAAUAUGGUUAACUUAGACACAAGUGUAGGUGAAGGAUCCGGGAUUUAAGAUGAAAUUGUUAAAGUUUGUUAAGAAGUAAAUAUUCAGCUUACUUAAUUAGUUUAGUUAAUUACUUAAACCUCACUCUUUUGAAAAAGCUGUAUAAAUAAGGCUGCAGCAAACAAAGUUAGCUUCUUGUUCUUAUUGUUUGAUCUCUCCUGCAAUGGCUUUCUUCGUCGUAGUUGUGGCAUUUCUCUCUGCUUUUGUGAGGAACUCUGUUGCGGGUGGCGUCUACAAAGUUGGUGAUGAUAAUGGAUGGACUAUCUUGAACCAUGUCAACUACACUAAGUGGGCUUCUUCCAAAACUUUCAAGGUUGGAGAUCAAAUAGUAUUUAUAUACAACAAGCAAUUCCACAACGUACUCCAAGUGAGCAAAGAAGACUACCACUCUUGCAACCCGAACUCUCCCAUAGCAACCUACAAGUCAGGAAAUGACACCAUCCCGAUCAAGAGAAAGGGCCACUACUUCUUCAUCUGCGGCGCCCCCGGCCAUUGCGCCGCCGGCCAGAGCGUCGAUAUCCGCAUCCCAAAAUCCAGCGUCCAUGCUGCUUCUUCUAAUCCGGCAUCGCCCCCUUCGACUUUACCGUCGUCGGGAUCGCCUCCAGUGACAACUUCUGUUCCUGGACCGGCGCCGGAUAGCAGCAAACGGAGACUGUUUGGGCAAGGGAUUGUGGAUGGCGGUUGCUUCCGUUGCUGGUGUUGCUGCGGUGCAGAGUUUUAUGUCUGCAUAAGUUGGGGUGUCUUGUGGAAUAAAAUUUUGUUAUUUUGGUGAGACUGGAUCAUUGUAAGCCUUUUUUCGAACUUGGGUAUCUGUUUAGAAAAUUUUAAGUCUGGCGGCGUAUACAUAAUUAAGAAUUGAAUCUUUGUGUCCA
This is a messenger RNA of Asparagus officinalis (garden asparagus), 963 nucleotides long. Its product is annotated as mavicyanin-like. Gene Ontology annotation, cellular component: plasma membrane. The record is from RefSeq and is a predicted model, not a curated record. The transcript is spliced from 2 exons. NCBI's taxonomy places the organism in Eukaryota, Viridiplantae, Streptophyta, Magnoliopsida, Asparagales, Asparagaceae. Gene Ontology annotation, molecular function: electron transfer activity. Bases 255 to 863 code for a protein of 202 amino acids.